Messenger RNA from Linum tenue, 474 nucleotides. The record is from the annotation of a GenBank genome assembly. Lineage: Eukaryota; Viridiplantae; Streptophyta; Magnoliopsida; Malpighiales; Linaceae.
AUGUUGGAUGAGAUGUCAAGGGAGGAUGUGUCUUGGACUCCUUACGGGCGAGAUGCUGGCACGGAGGUACUACGCUCUUUGUAUACUGGUGUCAUUCGCUUUGCUGACGUUACUGAGGGUUAUGAUCCUGCACGGAGUCGCCGACAGUUUGGGUACCGACAGACUAUCCCUCGUACGAUGAUGGUUCCCAAGGAUGUGUACCGCCCAUCUUCUUGCAGCACCUACAUCGUUUUCUGGGAGCGUAGCAUGGAUCAGUUAUGGGGCAACUUGCCGUCUCAUUUUCUACACAUAGCGAUUGAUUCUGACUUGUGCGAGUAUCCAUCUGAGGCCGAUGAGGAUUACAUGGACUGGUACCGGACUCGAUCGCACCCACGGAUCAUCAAUCCGGACUCUGGUGGAGUGUCUCUACAGCGGCCAGUGCUAGUCGAUGAGGUUAGUUAUGUCAUAAUUGUUCAAUUUUUAAUGUAUUGUUAA